GAACCACCGAAGCUUGCGGAAGCUCCUCACUUCUUCACCGGAUCUCGUUCUACUCACGACCUCCCGUGUUCAGUUUUUGUGUGAAUUUUUUUUCCCUUCCCGACGAAAUCGAAUCUACGCCGUCGAUGGAAAAAGAAAAGUUUCAACGCGGAUAAAUCGUCGUCGAAAAUUUAAAAAAAAAAAAAAACUUUCGAAACGAUUCCAAAUGUAAGAUUCACUUACGCGGAGUUUUUUCACAGUUUUCGAUACGAAUCGAAGGAAUUCAAUGAUCGUUAAUCGACGCGAAUGAGUGAAUACUUGUUGUUUUUUUUUUUUUUUGACAAUCAAUAAUCCGUUUUGUGUGACUUCGUAAGAUAUAUAUAUAUAUAUAUAGUUUGAAAGAAAAUUUUGUUCUGUGUGUUUGGUGGUGUUAAAGUAAAUAAUAGAGUAAAGACAAAUGGUUGUGCUGGAAGAAAGCGGUAUGUUGACCUCCGGACAUAAUCAGUAUCUCCAACCGGAUUAUCUAUCCCCACUACCCACAACGCUGGACGCUAAAAAGAGCCCGCUGGCUCUCCUGGCCCAGACAUGCAGCCAAAUAGGAGCGGAUUCACCGACAAAACCGAUGAUUUCUCCGCUGGAGAAACCGUCGAAGGGUAUUUCCGCUUCGAACACCAGAUCUCCGCCAGUCGCUAAAAUGGAAAGGACGCGUAGCAGUCCCCAGGAAUCUAAACCACUCGGUUUCAAACCGUACGAGACUAACGUCGUUACCAAAAAAUCGUCAUCUUCGUCGUCGUCUUCGUCGUCGUCGUCGUCGUUGUCCGACGACAAUUGCAGACCCGGAUCAAAAACGAGUGUGCACAGUGCAAGUGGACAGGAUAACAGUGGUAACAUUGGUGUUUGUGAAAGUAUGAUAAACAGCGUGGAUAAGAAAAAUUCAUCGUCUUCGUCGUCGUCGUCGUCGUCGUCCAGUUCCGGAAGCGGAACACCGAUAGGACGGAAGUCCGCCUCACCUUGCCACGGCGGCGGCGACCGAAAAACUCCCGCCGGAUCGCACGAUCAUCGCGACAAAACCAACUCACCCAACAACAACAACAACAACAGUACUAACAACAACAACAACAACAACAACUCGACCGGCGCGAGUCCCAUAAUACGUUCCGGAAUGGAAAUAUUAACGGGACACCAGAAGGAAGCUUCGAAUUCGCUCCAGAGUUACAAACAGCAGCACAACGGUGCAUCGAGUCUAUCGGGUUUCGGCGGAGGCGGCGGUGGCGGCAAUCCGCUGUGUUGUCCGCCCGGACUGGCGGAGAAUCCUGCGUUCAGGCCACCAUUCGGUGGCGCAUCGCCAUUUUCCCAUCAUCACGCCGCGGCGGCGGCUUUGCUCGGUUAUCCGAGUCCGUCGCCGGCAACGGGUGGCAGUCCAUACCUGAGUUACACCAGGGUAAAAACACCGGCCGGCGGCGAGGCUCUGGUACCGGUUUGCAAGGAUCCCUAUUGCACCGGUUGCCCCUACAGCAUGCACAACGCUCAAAUGAUGAUGGGCGCCGCAUCGUGUCCGAGCGGUUGCACGCAAUGCGAUCACCAGAAGUACGGUUUGGCGAUGGCCCUGUCCAGUUUGGGUCCUAUGCCGCCGCCCCCGUCGCUCUCCUACCAAACGGCGGCGUCCUCCUUGUCCAACAACGGCAGACCGAUAAUAUGCAAUUGGAUUGCCGGCGAGUCGUACUGCGGCAAACGUUUCUCAACGUCCGACGAACUGCUGCAACAUCUGAGGAGUCACACGAAUCUCGGCGGCGGUCCGGAUCCCGGUUCGUCGUCGACCGCCACUUUGAUGAACCCUCCUCACGCUCACCCUCUACUGUCGCCGUCGGCCGCCCUUCAUCGCGCGGCGGCGGCCGCCGCCGCCUAUCCGGCGCCUUCUCUCAGUCCUCUGAGCGCGAGGUAUCAUCCUUACGGGAAACCGCCGUCGGGACCGCUUCCAGCAUCCCUCGCCGCGUCACCUUACAGCGCUUUCAAUGCCCUGGGACCGUAUUACUCGCCGUACGCGAUCUACGGACAAAGACUGGGCGCCGCCGUACAUCAGUGAUUCGUUGACUGAGUGAUUGUUUUACGAUAAAAA
This is a messenger RNA of Athalia rosae (coleseed sawfly), 2095 nucleotides long. RefSeq names its product zinc finger protein Noc-like (gene noc). The record is from RefSeq and is a predicted model, not a curated record. The transcript is spliced from 2 exons. NCBI's taxonomy places the organism in Eukaryota, Metazoa, Arthropoda, Insecta, Hymenoptera, Athaliidae. Gene Ontology annotation, cellular component: nucleus. The coding region runs from base 437 to 2062 and encodes 541 amino acids. Gene Ontology annotation, biological process: negative regulation of DNA-templated transcription.